UCGUUAAUUAUUUACAGGCAUUUUCGUGUAAAAUCUUUACGACUAUAUGGCAGUACUCGUUGGUAGCCAACUAUAAUUGGAUUUUAAUGGAAGGCCUAUAUUUACAUAAUCUAAUAUUUUUGCAUAUUUUCAAUGAUAACUCAAGUAUAAUGAGAUAUAUUAUACUCGGAUGGGGCCUACCGGUCAUAUUCAUAAUUCCGUGGGUAGUCAUCAGAGCUUUAUAUGAGGACACACUAUGUUGGACGACGAACGAGGAUAAGAGAAUAUUCUGGAUAAUCAGAGGUCCUAUUACUGCGACUAUAAUACUGAACUUCGUAUUCUUCAUAAACAUCACUCGAGUGCUGUUCCUGAAGAUGUUCUCGUCAUCGGUGUCCGUCCGACAGUACAAAUACAGGACGUGGUUUAAGUCGACCUUCAUUUUGGUGCCGCUGUUUGGCGUCCACUACAUGUUUCUACUGGUGUUCAACUCAUUAUCGGCCAUCUCUUACGACAUCUUCGAGAUUAUAUGGCUAUAUAUAGACUUAAUGUUCUCGUCGUUUCAGGGAUGUGUAGUGGCGCUGUUGUACUGCUUUUUGAACGGCGAGGUGCAGACAGAGCUGUUGAAACUGUGGCAGUCGUGGACCCAUCGGUGCCAUACGAAGCCCUCGCCAAACAACGCCCACUCGGGCACCCAUAUGUCAUACUUAACCCAAUCGCUAACAUACCUGAGCCGCGGGGGCAGGAAUUCCUGCUUCUCGACUACGGUCGACGCCGGGAUCGGUGGCCGGAAGGACAACGUGACGCACACCCAGUCGUCCCGAUCGCCGUCCCCCUCAUCGCGGCUCCGGACCACUCAAAUUGCGGCCCAGAAUACGAUUCACUCGCUCAGAGGCGACGACGGGAACGGCAUGUCGUCUAUUGUGGUCGUAUGCGACAAACAGCAUCAUCUGAACGGUAAUAAUACCGGCGCUGGUGGUGGGGUCGGUGCCGCUAGUGAGGAGUCUAUGAUGUAAUCAUGCUUUUAGAUUAUUACAGAAUAUUCCGGAAUAUUCUCUGUUUUGUCGACAUAUUUGUUAAAUACAUUGUGUUUACCAAAGAAUUUAUGGAUUCAAUGAAGUUUUUGUUUGUUUUGUGAAAUAUUAUGUUAAAUUAUAUAAUAUUGUAAUAAAACCUAAUUAUUAUUCAUAUAUUGAUUGUAAAAAAAGUUAAAUUCUUAUCAUUAAUAUUGAGCUUAAAGUCCAAUUAUAUAAAUAUUUUUCAUGAAUCUAUAGUUAUAUUCGUAUUCAUAAAUAUUUCAUUA
This is a messenger RNA of Oppiella nova, 1279 nucleotides long. NCBI's taxonomy places the organism in Eukaryota, Metazoa, Arthropoda, Arachnida, Sarcoptiformes, Oppiidae. The record is from the annotation of a GenBank genome assembly.